AUGUCGACAGGACGCAAACCUCUUCAAUGUAUCACACUUCAAAGCAAAGACAAAGACAACACAGAUCCUCGAAGAGAACUUCUCUUUGCGGAUGACAGCACACUAGUUGCUCAUACACCAGAGCAAAUGCAGCGGGUACUAGAUGCAUUUUCAUCUGCAUCAAAGAGAUUUGGACUACAAAUCAACAUAAAGAAGACUGAAGUACUAUUCCAACCCAGCUCAACACAUGUAGUUGAAGAGGAUAUCCUGGUGGAUGGAAUGGCUCUGAACAGAGUGGCUGACUUUACCUAUCUUGGCAGCACUAUAUCAGAUGAUGCACGUAUAGACCCGGAGAUUACAAAACGAAUGGCCAAGGCAAGCAGUGCUUUUGGGAGACUAAGAACCCGUCUCUGGAACAACCAUCAUGUCUCCAUAAGAGUCAAGUGCAAAAUCUACAGGGCUAUUCUCCCAGUGGGUGAAAGAAAGAUAGGUCUUCCACGACUCCGUUACAAGGAUACUAUCAAGCGGAACCUCAAAAAGAGGGAAAUAAACAUCAAGACAUGGACAACACUAGCAUGCCAGCGAGCUAAAUGGAGAUCAGCUGUGAAAUAA
Penaeus indicus is the source of this 591-nucleotide messenger RNA. RefSeq lists its product as uncharacterized. NCBI's taxonomy places the organism in Eukaryota, Metazoa, Arthropoda, Malacostraca, Decapoda, Penaeidae. The coding region runs from base 1 to 591 and encodes 196 amino acids. The record is from RefSeq and is a predicted model, not a curated record. The transcript is spliced from 2 exons.